Salpingoeca rosetta is the source of this 531-nucleotide messenger RNA. RefSeq names its product NUDT9P1 protein. The coding region runs from base 1 to 531 and encodes 176 amino acids. Gene Ontology annotation, molecular function: ADP-ribose diphosphatase activity. Lineage: Eukaryota; Choanoflagellata; Craspedida; Salpingoecidae. The record is from RefSeq and is a predicted model, not a curated record. The transcript is spliced from 4 exons.
AUGUCGCCGCGCUCUCCUCUGCCGCUUCGGGUCCAAAAUUCGCGGUGGCGCCGUGAUGCUGCUGGCAAAGUGGUGAAGGACGAGAACGGAACACCAAUCCUGGAGAUGGUCUGCAUCAAGCGCAAGGACAACGGCGAAUGGGCAAUUCCAGGGGGCAUGGUGGAUCCCAAGGAGCACGUGUCUGCCACGCUCGCCCGCGAGUUCAGCGAAGAGGCCCUAAACACGCUUGAUAUGCCGGAAGCCAAGCGCGCCAAGACGCUGGACGCCGUCUCUUCCGCGUUCCACAAGGGCGAAGUGAUUUACCGCGGAUACGUCGAUGAUCCACGCAACACGGACAACGCAUGGAUGGAGACGACUGUCAUGAACUUCCACGACGACAAGGGCGAUGUGUUCGGGGCAUUUGAGCUGACGGCGGGCGAUGAUGCUGGUGCCGUCACCUGGGUGCCCAUCACACCGGGUAUGCCGCUCUACGCCAGCCACUACGACUUUGUCAAGGAGACAUACAAGCGCCGCACCGGCAAGAACCUCUGA